UGCUCGUGACAAUUCGGCAACUAUAAAACGCGGUAUAUCGCGAUUCAACAUAACGCGGUUUAGUUUUACGUAGUAAGUACCAGUGAUGCUGAGAGUCCCUGAUGUAUGAGACUCAAAGUAUCUUCCACUUGAUUCGUGUGUACCUCAGGAAAUCCUCCGCUCCAUCUAAUCAUCUCUCGUUAAAUGUCAAACUGCUCCUCGCUUUAUCAAGUGUCAUUAAACGUCAGACGGUGAUAAAAGUCAUCACCGUCACUUUACAACAAUUUACUUGACCCAACGAUGACACCAUGAGUAUUAAUCAUAAAUAUACUUCAAUCAUCACUUAUCUUAUAUUUCUUUCAUCUCUUAUCGCUGUCAAUUGACAAUUACAUAUUGUGCUGGACUUAAAAAAUUUUUUUAAAAAUCAUGUGAACCAGUGUUGAUUUUGAUAAUAAAAAAUUUUGAAAAAUGAAUGGUGAAAAUGAAUUGUUUUAAUUAAUAUGAUACUUUGUAUAAGUAUAAGUGAUUAUAAGAGUAAUAAAAUGUUUGUAAUUAAAGUGAAGUAAUUAUCAUCAUUUAAAUUCUGCCAUUUAAUUCAAGUUGGAAAUUUGUCGGGAUUAAAAGACAGAUGUAACCCUGAAUUGGAUUUAAGGGUGGGAAGGUCGGAAGGGUUUACACAAAAGUUUUGUUACUUUCCAAGUUGACGGAAAUAAAUGUAAUAGAAUAAAAUAAAUUUAUAUAGAUGCAUACAUAUAUAUGCAUGUAUGUAUUUAUACUAUCGUGGAUAAGAGAGAAAUAAGAGAGUAAAACUUACCUCGUUUAAUGCAAGCUACGACGUCUAAUUUAACGGUAACCCGCGGUGUUAUUUAUAUAUCACGCGUCUUCAGUAUAUAUCUCAGCACUUUGAGACAGUGACAUCAAUUUUAAGUCUUUUAUUCAGUGUCUUGUGAAUUUUUUCAGUCUGAAAAAAAAAAUAUUUUUUUUAAUAAACUAUGUGUGGAAAAAUUUAAGUGCUAAUUUGUGCUUGAUUUUAUUUUAUUAUCAUUAUCACACUCUGAUAUGUACUUAAUACUUUGUUAAUUGAAUUAUAAUUUUGGACAAUGGACUCAGUGGAAUGAAAUGAAAGCAAUAGUUCAUGGGAUGAAAACAAAAUAAAAUUAAACAGAAAAAAAAAUCCGGCUAGAAAAACAGUGCAAUUUAAUCUUGAAAAUACGUGAAAGAAAAUUUAAAGACCGAGACUCAUUUAUUUUCUUUUGGAUCAGGACUGAGUUAGAAUAGAAGGACCAUUGAGGACAUGAAGGCUUCGCUAUUCUCAUGAGAGACGCUCUGUGGAAACGAAAGACGAAAAAAAAAAUUAAAGAACCUGGACACACGAUACCUCGGGGAGAUCACUAGUAGUUGCUGCAGAAGCGGCGGGACCGAAGAAAAUGGUGACGUAAGUGCUGGUAUGCAAGUUCUAGUGGCUGAAGAACGAGUAGUAGGUACUGUAGAAAAGACAAGAUUUAGUUGGUAAACAAUGGACUUGAGCUCGGUGCUGGUGAAUGUCACCACCAACUCACCACCCUCGCCAGCGGUAUCGCCAACGGUCAACUACUUCACUGAAUCGGACAGUACGAGUAGAAUUUCCGGUGAGACAAUUGCUAACGUUACCCUGGAGUGUAAAGCUCAGCUGAACGACGGCGCACUUUACGAGUUUAUCACCCUGGGCAUUCUGUUGAACGUCGUCGGAGUGUUUGGUCUGUUUGGGAAUAUUAUAUCCAUGAUAAUAUUAUCCAGACCGCAAAUGAAAUCGUCGAUAAAUUAUCUGCUUAUUGGACUUGCGAGAUGUGAUACUAUACUCAUUAUUACUUCAGUAUUGAUCCAUGGAUUGCCGGCAAUUUAUUCAUACACGGGUUUACUUUUUAACUACAAAUUCAAGACUUAUCCACGCAUCGUUAGAUAUCUGUACCCGCUAUCAUGUAUGGCUCAGAUGGUCACCGUUUAUUUAACGCUGACAGUCACAAUGGAACGUUACGUAGCAGUCUGUCAUCCACUUAAAGCACGAUCUUUUUGUACCUACGGACGUGCUAGACUCGCAGUACUUUGCAUAGUCAUUGUCUCCAUUCUUUAUAAUUUACCCAAAUUUUGGGAAGUUAAUCUAGAGGAAGAAAUUCACUGGAGAUAUAAUGUUACAGUAUACUGCGUGGUACCAGCUAUUUUGCGAUCCAGUGAUUUAUACAUCAAGAUAUACGUUAACUGGAUGUACUUCUUUGUUUACUACGCUUUUCCUUUCGUCAUGUUGGUGGUAUUCAACGUCGCUAUUUAUCGACGAGUAAGAAAAGCAAAUCGAGAUCUCCAACAGCUCUCGAGACACCAGAGACGAGAGAUAAAUCUCGCAACAAUGCUGCUGUGCGUUGUUAUCGUAUUUAUCGUUUGUAAUGUGCUUCCUUUGGUGUCGAAUGUCUUUGAGAUGUUUCGUAUUCCACCAGCUUGGUUGGUUCAAACCGGUAAUCUUCUUGUAACGAUAAACAGCAGCAUAAACUUUAUCGUUUAUGUUAUAUUCGGUAGAAAUUUCAAAAGACUUUUUAUUAGACUGUUCUGUAGCUCAAGAUUCUUUAGAGCUGGCCGAGAUAGCCCAGAAUUUCAAACUAACGACGAAUCAGUUGUUACUAAUAUGACAAAUAUCGAAUUGAAAAAUUCAAUAAGAAGAAAUCAUCUUCACAGAUCCAAUACGACCGUCGUAAGAGCUAAUAAUUUACACGUUAAUGGCAGUGGUAGAAGACAAAGUGUUAAAAUUCUUACGACGCGAGCUUCUAAUCCCGGUCCUUGUGUUUAUUAUCCUGCGAAUACGAGUCCAAGUGCGAAUCAAAAUCAAGUAUCAAUAAAUUAUGUACAGAAUGGAUGGAGUCAAAAAAAUAAUAUUGAGACCGUGAUCAAUUAAAAAUAUGUUGAUAUAAUUAAAAUAUAGUAAUUGAAUCGAAUUGAAUUAAAGUCUGCAGGGUUUGUAUUAUUGAAUUAUUGUUGUGGUUGGUUGGAAUUAAUUUCCGAGACAAAGACCAAUUUACUGUAGCGCUACAAGACACUUGAAUGAAGAAAAAACAUUUAAGAAACUUUUCUCGAUGUCCGCCUCGGGGUUUUUUAAAUGUUGAAAAAAAAUAUAAGAACUUGAAAGUUAUAUAUAUAAAAGCUAACGUUAUAAGAAAGAAGAAAAGUCGAAUCAUCUACAGAUGUCACGUACUUGCAAGUUUCCUACUCGCAAGCGAAUCCGAUUUCAUAUGACGCGGAAGUGAAGAAAUAUGCUCUGAAAAAUCUCUUCUACUUCCGCAGCACAUUUUUUUUUUAAAUUUUUAAUCUACCAUUUUGAAAUGAUAUUCAUGUACAUGUCAGAGAAAAUUAAAUUGUAUAUAUAUGAGAAGAAAUAUAGAUAGAAUUUAAAUAUUAUUUUAAUUUCAAUAUGAAAUUGUUACUAAAAAAGAAAAUUUAUGUACCUGAAGAACGAACGUUUUUCUCGCAAUGAAAAUGAAAAAUUUUAUGUAAUUUGACUAUGGGGUAGAUCCGGAAGUUAGGGUGGCCUAAGAUUUUCGGCUGACAUACCAGCGUCCAGUAGAUUUUUUACUAUCCAAUUUUUUUUCGUCGCGUGAAAAACGUUCCAGUCUUCAGGUACAUAAAAUUUGAUUAUAUUUUUGAGAAAGAAAAUAAAUUUUGACCAAUUAC
This is a messenger RNA of Microplitis demolitor, 3672 nucleotides long. RefSeq names its product FMRFamide receptor (gene FMRFaR). NCBI's taxonomy places the organism in Eukaryota, Metazoa, Arthropoda, Insecta, Hymenoptera, Braconidae. The coding region runs from base 1496 to 2899 and encodes 467 amino acids. Gene Ontology annotation, biological process: G protein-coupled receptor signaling pathway. The record is from RefSeq and is a predicted model, not a curated record. The transcript has 5 exons. Gene Ontology annotation, molecular function: G protein-coupled receptor activity. Gene Ontology annotation, cellular component: membrane.